GUUGAUUACUAUAGUCUGGGAAACGGGGUUGCUUCGUUUGGUGGACGUCGUCAAAUGGUUCCUUGCUCAUUGAAACUGAACCCCGGGUGGAUUUAAACUUUUAUAGGAUCAACCAUGUCAACAGCCUUGGAAAGUUACAUCAACCGCACUGUGGCAAUCAUUACAUCAGACGGGAGAAUGAUUGUGGGCACGCUCAAGGGCUUCGAUCAGACCAUCAACCUGAUCUUGGAUGAGAGCCACGAGCGCGUGUUCAGCUCAUCACAAGGAGUGGAGCAGGUGGUUCUUGGACUUUACAUUGUCAGAGGAGACAAUGUGGCUGUGAUUGGAGAGAUUGAUGAAGAGACGGACUCUGCCCUGGACCUCAGCAACAUCAGAGCUGAACCUCUCAACUCUGUAGUCCACUAAUGACCUAUCUACCACCACCUUCACCCCCACACACACAGCAGCGGUUGGGUGUUUUUUUUAAUCAGUGUAGUAGGCACGUUACUGUGCUGUAAAUAACCGGAAUCUCCCCCAACGUUCUAAACCCAUUACUACCUGUAGAAUUUUGGGAACUCUGUUGUCUGUUGGGUCACCGUUGAAACCUCGCCACGGUGCUCUGAAGGUGUCUGGAAACCUCUGUUCUUUAGUAAUGAUAAUAAUGAGAGCUGUGUGUAUGGAACUGAAUCCCUGUCCUUUCUGUUGACAUAUCGGAUCAAAGGAUCUUUAUUCAAUAUAGUGUUUUUUUUACUGUAAAUGGAAUAAAACGUGUUUAAUAUUUAA
Messenger RNA from Clupea harengus (Atlantic herring), 762 nucleotides. RefSeq names its product LSM8 homolog, U6 small nuclear RNA associated (gene lsm8). NCBI's taxonomy places the organism in Eukaryota, Metazoa, Chordata, Actinopteri, Clupeiformes, Clupeidae. Gene Ontology annotation, cellular component: U6 snRNP; U4/U6 x U5 tri-snRNP complex; precatalytic spliceosome. Gene Ontology annotation, molecular function: mRNA binding. Gene Ontology annotation, biological process: mRNA splicing, via spliceosome. The record is from RefSeq and is a predicted model, not a curated record.